UGUAGCACUAAUCAGUGUAGUUCGGUGUCUCACAAAUACCUACCAAUAAACAAAUAUGUUCUUCAAACUCGCUUUGAUUGCGUGUGCCUUUGUGGCCUCGUACGCCCAACACCACCAUGGAGCGUCGUCCUAUGCCUCCCUCAACUUGGGACAUGGUCAUCACUCAGCCCCAGUUUAUCACCACGCCGCACCGGUAGCCUACCACCAUGCAGCUCCCCUCGUUCACCAUGCCGCUCCCCUCCACGCCGCGCACCAUGUGGACUACCACGCGCAUCCAAAAUACGAAUUUAGCUACGGCGUAGCUGACGCCCACACACACGACCACCACAGCCAGCACGAAUCUCGCGAUGGAGACGUCAUCCACGGUGAAUACUCCCUGCACGAAGCCGACGGUACCAUUCGUACCGUUAAGUACACGGCCGAUGACAAAAAUGGUUUCAACGCGGUCGUCGAGCGAUCCGGGCACGCUGCCCAUCCUGAUACCCACGCCAAAGUUGCCAUUGUGGGACACCAUAGCGGAUAUCAUUACUAA
This is a messenger RNA of Photinus pyralis (common eastern firefly), 532 nucleotides long. Its product is annotated as cuticle protein 19-like. The record is from RefSeq and is a predicted model, not a curated record. NCBI's taxonomy places the organism in Eukaryota, Metazoa, Arthropoda, Insecta, Coleoptera, Lampyridae. Gene Ontology annotation, cellular component: extracellular matrix. The coding region runs from base 56 to 532 and encodes 158 amino acids. The transcript is spliced from 3 exons.